Molecule: messenger RNA, 1041 nt
Organism: Scheffersomyces stipitis CBS 6054
Lineage: Eukaryota; Fungi; Ascomycota; Pichiomycetes; Serinales; Debaryomycetaceae
Gene: RPN10
Product: proteasome regulatory particle base subunit
Exons: 1
Coding region: 171-1016 (281 amino acids)
Biological process (GO): proteasome-mediated ubiquitin-dependent protein catabolic process
Cellular component (GO): proteasome regulatory particle, base subcomplex; nucleus; cytosol
Molecular function (GO): polyubiquitin modification-dependent protein binding
Source: RefSeq, a predicted model, not a curated record
AAAACAAACAAGGCAGAGCACAAUUGUCAAUUCUGAGAGUGUAUUCACUGGUGUAUUGCUUCUAUAUCAUCCAUAAGUUAUAUAACUCUUAAGUUUAUCUCAGUUUAUAUUGUUGAAUAGGUCUUUGAUCGUUUACAUCCUAUUAGAUUUUCCCUAUACAUUCAUUCAAAAUGGUUCUCGAAGCAACCAUGAUAGCGAUCGACAACUCCGAGUACAUGAGAAACGGGGACUACUUGACGACCAGAUACGAUGCACAAUUGACAGCCACAGAAUUCAUUUUCCAAAACAAGGUCAACUCGAACCCAGAAAACACAGUGGGUUUACUAGCAUAUGGAGGCUCUGGACCGCAAGUAUUGUCGACAUUGACAACAGACUUUGGAAAAAUCUUGUCAGGUGUCCACGACACCAAGAUUGCAGGCGAGAACCACUUUUCCAGCGGAAUCCAGGUGGCUGCGUUGGCAUUGAAGCAUCGUCAGAAUAAGGUACAGCAACAGAGAAUCAUAGUCUUUGUCGGUUCACCUGUAAACGAAUCGGAAAAGGAAUUAGAGAAGUUGGCCAAAAAGAUGAAGAAAAACAACGUAGCCAUAGACAUCAUUAACUUUGGUGAAGAAUCGGUCAACACGUCCAAGUUGGAGAAAUUCAACUCAGUGAUAAAUAACCACGACAACUCGCAUCUUGUCACUAUUCCUCCAGGACCAAGAUUGUUGUACGAGGUGAUUGCCUCGUCUCCUAUUUUGGUUGAAGGAGGUUUCGAAGUCGACGGUGUCGACAUGGAUGGCUUUGGAGCUGGCGGCUUUGGCAACGACCUCCUUGACCCCAACAUGGAUCCAGAUUUGGCAUUGGCAUUGAGACUUUCUUUGGAGGAAGAAAGAACCAGACAGGAAAGAGAAGCUGCCGAUAGAGCAAAGAAGGACGCGGCUGUUUCCAGCGAGUUGGAGAAGAUCGACGAAGGCAAGGAGGGGGACGACAAGAAGGAUGAAGACUCCAAGGAUGUUGACAUGGAAGGAGCACAGUAGAUGUAAAACAAUAUACAAAGUAAUG